Molecule: messenger RNA, 944 nt
Organism: Tuber melanosporum (Perigord truffle)
Lineage: Eukaryota; Fungi; Ascomycota; Pezizomycetes; Pezizales; Tuberaceae
Exons: 2
Coding region: 1-192 (63 amino acids)
Source: RefSeq, a predicted model, not a curated record
AUGGUCCGUUCUGUGGCUCCUCAGCUUGCUAAUGGCUCGAGAAAUGGGUGCGGCUUCCACCCAACGCCCCUUCGAGAUCUUUGGUCCGCUCCAGUCGGAUACAUAUGGCUUGAUUUCUUCCUCACAGCGAGAAUAAGCUAUAUUUUUGGGCGCCUCGCCAAAACGCUCCGGCCAACCGUGCCCCGACUAUAACUCCUCAUUUCUCUAUUCUAACUGGUUCAACCUCGGAAGGGUUUACCCUCCGCGUCUACCGCGCCCGGAACUCUCAUCAAGGAAAGUUAGGGUAAUAUAUCCCUCCGAGAGACCAGGGAGUCAAACAAUCUGUGUCCCAUCGCAAGAAUACGGGGGUACAUUAACGGUAUCAAACCUGGAUUUCGCUAGAUUAUCCCCGGGGGUGAUCGAACACACUUGCAGGGGAGAUGUGUCGCAUAACCUCCGGUUACUCGAGUAGUCUACAGUACAGGUGUUUUGGGCAAGUUCUAUCAUAGCCAAAUUGCGGUAUCAUACCAUUGUCCUGGCGUGAUCGGAGGUAACACCGAGGACUUAUCAUACUUUGUAUAAUAGUUGCUUAGAUAAGCUACGAGCAGUCCCUUGUGCCACAUAGCACACCAACGCAAAUCGUACUCUUUAGGGUUAUGAUCCCGCAAUUCCAUUGCACAUCACCUCGCCGGCGCGCAAAUCAGGCCAGAAACCACCGGGGACGGCCAAACUCAAUGAUACCGGUCAAAUACAGUUCUACUUGUAACCAGUAUUACCGCUCCAUGGUCUGGGCGGUGAAAUAGGGCGAGCAAGGAUCUUCACCAGAAUUUAGUGAAUAAUAUUUUGCUUAGCAGAGGAUAGGUACAAUUCUGCGGGGGGGGGAAGGGGACUAGUUGAGGCUCAGAGGCGAACCAAGGAGAAAGAGUACCGGUACGGCUUCCACCCAUAACACCAGAUCCGGGGAA